This is a messenger RNA of Rotaria sp. Silwood2, 570 nucleotides long. The record is from the annotation of a GenBank genome assembly. NCBI's taxonomy places the organism in Eukaryota, Metazoa, Rotifera, Eurotatoria, Philodinida, Philodinidae.
AUGCAAUCAGAUUGGUAUAAGAUACCCGUUGAACAACGAUAUCCCAUUGUAGUUCAACGUUCGAUAACAUCGGUGCCCGCGACUCAUCUUGAAGAUCAAAAUGAAAAUCGAAAAGGUGUUCGUUUACAUGUAUUUCUCGAGAAGAAUGUCGUUGUUGCUGGUGAGCACUUCUCCUUACAAGUUGACUUAUAUAAUCCAAAGCGAGCAAUAAUUCAUCGAAUAUCGGCAAUUCUAGUUCAAGAACGAAUACUGGGUCCUACAGUGGAGAAAAACGUGAUUCUAGUGACAAAGAAUCUUACAAAUGUCUUUGAUUUUCAGGAUGAACAUUCACGCGGUAACUUCACACUUCUUCUGCCUAAAAGCACUGUACCCUCGUUCUCGUGGAAACCAACUCGAUGGCCUUUUCGAAAUCCAUUAAUUGUAUGUUACAAGCUUCUUCUCGAGGCUCAUAUACAUGGCCCCUUCAAUAAUGUUCGUCUACAGUUUCCUUUGAUCAUCACAAAUGCAACUCCAACAAAUGACGAUGAAAUGAUGCCGCCACCCAGCUAUGAAACUCUUUUCCCUACUUGA